GGGGGCAAGAUGGCUGCGCGUUGCCGGGGCGACCGGAGCCGGAGUCCGCUGGAGGACGCGGUCCGAUGCGCGAGCUUGUGUUUCGCGCCACCUUUUGAGUGACGCAGAGUGACGAGCGAUUGCGGAGGGAGGAGGGAAAAAAGCGCAAAAAAAAAACCACAACACCGAGUGCCCGCGCGGGGCAGGCACAGGCACAGGCACAGGGGGCGGGAGGGGGAGGAGGCCGCACAAAAUGGAUCCCAACCGGAUCAUACAGGCGCUGAAAGGCACCAUCGACCCCAACCUCAGGAUCGCGGCGGAGACCGAGCUCAAUCAGUCGUACAAGAUCAUAAACUUUGCUCCCACGUUGCUUCAGAUCAUUGUGUCUGAUCAGGUUGAAUUUCCAGUUAGACAAGCCGCUGCUAUCUACAUGAAGAAUAUGGUGACACAGUACUGGCCGGAUCGUGAAGCUCCUCCUGGGGAAGCAAUGUUACCUUUCAACAUACAUGAAAAUGAUCGGCAGAAUAUUCGUGACAACAUUGUGGAGGGGAUCAUUCAUUCACCUGACCUAAUCAGGUCUCAGCUGGCUGUGUGUCUUCGUGCGAUAAUUAAAUACGACUUCCCUGGACGUUGGACGGCAGUGGUAGACAAAAUUGGCUUUUUCCUGCAAUCUCCAAAUAACGCAAGUUGGCUCGGCAGCCUGAUGUGUCUAUACCAGUUGGUCAGGACCUAUGAGUUCAAGAAGGCAGAGGAGCGAGAUCCUUUGAUAGCAGCGAUGCAAAUAUUUUUACCACGAAUUCAGCAGAAAAUAUUUCAACUUUUGCCUGACUCGAGCCAACUUUCAGUGCUGAUACAGAAACAGAUCCUAAAAAUCUUCUAUGCACUUGUUCAGUAUGCACUACCACUACAACUGGUAAAUAAACAAACCAUGACUCAAUGGAUGGAGAUAUUUAGAACAAUCAUUGACCGUGAUGUACCUCCUGAAACCUUGCAAGUGGAUGAAGAUGACCGGCCUGAACUGGUAUGGUGGAAGUGUAAGAAGUGGGCUUUGCACUUGGUUGCAAGACUUUUUGAAAGAUAUGGAAGCCCUGGAAAUGUAACAAAAGACUAUACGGAGAAUGAUGAUCUCACCAACGUCAUUCAGAAGAUGAUAUGCGAAUACAGUGAGGAGAUGACCACGAUUGCCGUUGAUAUGACGCAACAUUUAGCCAUGACAUUCAGCAAAGUUCUUCAGAGUGAUGCUUAUGAAGAAGUAGAGGAUAAAACAGUGAUGGCAAUGGGCAUCCUGAACACAAUAGACACGAUCUUGACUGUGGUGGAGGAUCACAAGGAGAUUACACAGCAGCUGGAGGGAAUCUGUUUGCAGGUCAUUGGACUAGUACUUCAAAAACACGUAAUAGAAUUCUAUGAAGAAGUUCUCUCUUUAGCAUACAGUUUAACGUGCCAAGUAAUCUCUCCUAAUAUGUGGCAACUACUAGGUGUCCUUUAUGAAGUUCUUCAGCAAGACUGCUUUGAAUAUUUUACAGAUAUGAUGCCUCUUUUACAUAAUUAUGUAACUGUAGACACCGAUGCAUUUUUGUCUAAUCCUAAAAAUGUAGAGAUCAUUUAUAACUUGUGUAAGAAGGUCCUGACGGGGGAUGCAGGAGAAGAUGCGGAGUGCCAUGCUGCAAAGCUGCUUGAAGUGAUCAUCCUUCAGUGUCAGGGGAAAGGCAUUGAUCAGUGCAUUCCCUUGUUUGUUGAAGCUGUACUGGAACGACUAACACGUGGAGUUAAAACAAGUGAACUUCGGACAAUGUGUCUCCAGGUGACCAUUGCUGCACUUUAUUACAGCCCCAUGCUGCUUGUGCAUACCUUGGAAAACAUUCGCUUUUCGCAUAGUGCAGAGCCGAUCACAGCACAGUUUAUUAACCAGUGGAUGAAUGACACAGAUUGUUUUCUUGGGCUUCAUGACCGGAAGGUCUGUAUUAUUGGUCUGAGCACUCUAAUGGAAAUGCAAAACAGACCUGAAGCAGUGAAUGCUGUAGCCGCUCAGAUUCUGCCUUCGUUACUACUUCUCUUCCUCGGCCUCAAGCGAGCCUAUGCAAGCAAAAUUACCAAUGAUCAGGACGAAAAUGGAGAAGAAGACGAGGAUGCCGAAGAAAAUGAAGAGAUUCCAAGUGACGAAGAUGACAUUCGCGAGGCAGGUCAGCAGUACCUAGAUAUGCUGGAGCAACACCAGGUAGAGGAAGAUGAGGAGGAUGAUGAUGACGAUGAAUGGGAUGAAGAUGGGUUAGAGGAAACUGCUCUUGAAGGUUUCUCAACACCAUUAGAUGAAGACAACUAUGUUGAUGAAUAUCAGAUUUUCACAUCUGCUCUUCUAAGAAUACAGAGUGUGGAUGCUGCCUGGUAUCAGACUCUCACUGCCCCUUUGAGUGAGGACCAGAAGAAACAGUUGCAGGAGAUCUUCACACUAACAGAACAGAGGAAAAAUGCAGAAGAAUCCAAGAAAAUUGAAGGACAAGGUGGCUAUAAGUUUGACAUGACUGCACCAGUUCCAACAAUGUUCAGUUUUGGGGCAACUCGAGGGAACAAUUGAACUAUGCGUGUCAUUUUAUGAAACUUCAGGGCAUCAUGAAGAAAAAUAUUUGAUUCAUCAUGAUAGAAGCUGUUGAGAAACCUUCGCGAUAGAGUCGGACCCCUACAGCGCUGGAUCGUCAUUCGAUUAUCAUUUGAGGGUUUUGUCGGUUUCUUUACUUUUCUCUCAAACUGAGUGAAAAUCAUCUGCCCUCUCCCCCCCCCUCAGCAGGCACUAUGGAGAAAGGUCUGGUUAGCCACUGGCUCUCAGGUUCCCAGUACAUAAGCAUUUGACGGGUUAAUACAGAUACAGUGCCUUCUGUCGCACGUCGUUUGCCUCAGAUUUUAGUUUGGAAAGAAGUAGCAUGAUUUUAAAGGAAAAUACUUUAACCAUGGUUUUUUUUUUAAAAUAUUUGCCAGAGAUUUAAAAGAAUCUGUUUAUUCCAGCUCUGCUAUUUUUUAAAUUUCAGUGUGGUAACUGUUUUACCGUUUUAAAAUAUUUAUCCUUGGUAUAAACCUGUCGGUUUCUGUGAUCUGUGACAGCAGUAGUAGCCUAGAAUUAAACAAAUUGCAACUUCAUAAAAGAUUAGUGGCAAUUCACGUCGGACUUGGAGGACGGUCACAAUCCCUUUUUUCUGAAAGGGGAGGCAGAUUUUAAUAACUAUAUGCACAGUGGAAUAUGAUCAAUUUUCUGACAGUAUAUUUAACUGUUGAAUGGAAUUCAGGAGAACUUUGGAUUUUGGGACAUGAUUUAUUUUUUUGUUUAUGUGAUAUAAAGUGUCAAAUGCCCAGGUGGGUAAAAUAAUUGUCAACACUGGUUAUUGUAUAUUUACAUCAAUCCUUUGAGAGAGCUUGUGAGUUUUCAUUCUCAGCUAUUGGAUGCCUCAAUAAAGCCUUUGGUUGAGCA
Molecule: messenger RNA, 3439 nt
Organism: Leucoraja erinaceus (little skate)
Lineage: Eukaryota; Metazoa; Chordata; Chondrichthyes; Rajiformes; Rajidae
Product: importin-8-like
Exons: 20
Coding region: 233-2554 (773 amino acids)
Biological process (GO): protein import into nucleus
Cellular component (GO): nuclear envelope; cytosol
Molecular function (GO): small GTPase binding
Source: RefSeq, a predicted model, not a curated record